Molecule: messenger RNA, 2410 nt
Organism: Amborella trichopoda
Lineage: Eukaryota; Viridiplantae; Streptophyta; Magnoliopsida; Amborellales; Amborellaceae
Product: transmembrane 9 superfamily member 2
Biological process (GO): protein localization to membrane
Cellular component (GO): membrane
Source: RefSeq, a predicted model, not a curated record
GAGUUUAUAAGAGAGAGAGGAAGAAAAAAAAUAAAAUAAACAAAGGCAAAAAAAUCAGGGAAGAGGGAUAAAAACCCUUGUUCCCAAAUCACGGUUCCUGCACGAGAAAAACUGGCACCCACGACUAAAACCUACCUCUCUCUCUCUCUCUCUCUAAAAAAGAGCCUCUCCCCUUCUCUCUCAUCCUGCUACAAUUAAUUAUCAUCAUUUUCUUCAGGGAAACGAUUUGAUCUUCUAGUUGAAGAUCAUAGGCCAAGGAAGGAGGGUGAAGAACUUUGCCAGCUAUUGAUCUGGGGGUCAAGGAGGAGGACAUUCAUCUUCAAGAUGGUGGUGAAUAUGGGAUUGGUUGGUUGUAUCUUUCUUCUAUUUGUGAUCUCUGGUUUCAAAGUUGGAGCAGAUGGGUCCGAUCACAAAUAUAAGCAAGGAGAUCGGGUGCCUUUGUAUGCAAACAAAGUCGGCCCUUUCCAUAACCCCAGUGAGACGUAUCGAUAUUAUGAUCUGCCUUUCUGUUCACCAGAGCAUGUAACUGAGAAGAGGGAAGAUCUCGGAGAAGUCUUGAAUGGGGAUCGCCUAGUCGAUGCCCCUUAUCAACUGCAAUUCCGGCUUGAGAGAGAGUCUGAGGUUCUUUGUAAGAAGAAAUUAUCAAAAGACAAAGUUGCCCAACUAAGGGAUGCUGUUAAUAAAGACUACUACUUUCAAAUGUAUUAUGAUGAUUUGCCUAUUUGGGGAUUCAUCGGGAAGGUUGAUAAGGAUAACAAAGCCGACCCAAGCGAGUAUAGAUACUUGCUUUUUAAGCAUAUCCACUUUGAAAUCUCUUAUAAUAAGGACCGUGUUAUAGAGAUAAACGUUAAGACUGACCCAAAUUUCUCAGUGGAUAUUACUGAGGAUAAGGAAGUGGAAGUAGAGUUCUUAUAUUCUGUGAAGUGGAAGGAAACUGAUACCCCCUUCGAGAAGAGGAUGGACAAAUACUCGAAGUCUUCCUCAAUGCCUCAACACUUGGAGAUUCAUUGGUUUUCAAUCAUAAACUCGUGUGUCACAGUCCUCCUGUUAACUGGGUUUCUUGCUACCAUUCUCAUGCGUGUCCUGAAGAAUGAUUUUAUCAAGUAUUCCCAUGAUGAUGAUGCUGCUGAUGACCAAGAGGAAACUGGGUGGAAGUACAUUCAUGGGGAUGUCUUCAGAUUUCCAAAGCACAAGUCAUUGUUUGCAGCUGUUCUAGGAUCUGGCACUCAGCUCUUGGCACUUGCAAUGUUCAUCUUUCUUCUUGCGCUUGUUGGGGUUUUCUAUCCAUACAACAGAGGGGCUCUCUUUACAGCUCUGGUUGUCAUAUAUGCUCUCACCUCGGGUAUUGCAGGCUACACUGCAACAUCCACCUAUCUGCAACUAGAAGGAACCAAUUGGGUGAGGAAUCUUUUGCUCACUGGCUGUUUAUUCUGUGGCCCCCUUUUCCUCACUUUCUGCUUUCUCAACACUGUUGCCAUAGUAUAUAGCGCCACUGCAGCUUUACCUUUUGGUACUAUAUUGGUAAUUCUUCUUAUAUGGACCCUGGUUACUUCUCCUUUACUUGUACUGGGGGGAAUUGCUGGAAAAAACAGCAAAACUGAGUUCCAAGCUCCCUGCCGAACUACGAAGUACCCAAGAGAAAUUCCACCUCUCCCUUGGUAUAGAAGCACGAUUCCUCAGAUGGCCAUGGCUGGGUUUCUUCCAUUUAGUGCUAUCUACAUCGAGCUAUAUUACAUAUUUGCAAGUGUUUGGGGCCACAAGAUCUAUACAAUAUACAGCAUCCUAUUUAUAGUAUUCAUCAUUCUAAUCAUAGUCACAGCAUUCAUUACUGUGGCACUGACAUACUUCCAGCUUGCUGUUGAGGACCAUGAGUGGUGGUGGAGGUCUGUGCUUUGCGGUGGCUCCACUGGUGUAUUUAUCCUUGGGUAUUGUUUGUACUAUUACUAUGCAAGGUCGGACAUGUCGGGCUUUAUGCAGACCUCUUUCUUCUUUGGAUACAUGGCCUGCAUUUGUUAUGGCUUUUUCCUCAUGCUCGGGACUGUCGGAUUCCGAGCCUCGUUGCUCUUUGUACGCCACAUAUACCGCUCCAUAAAGUGUGAGUAGAGGUUUGUCCAAUGGGAACAUGCCAUGGGGGCACAAUGGAGGUAUGGAUCCAGCCGUUCAAUUUGCUGGGUUCCAAGUCUUAUAUAUUCUAUUAUAGUGGUCAAGUGGUGCCUUGAUUCAUGCACUUGCCUUAGCUAAAUUUCUGAAAUUCCUUUAUGUAGAGGAAGACUGCUUUCAGUCUAGCUUUUUUGUGUAGGUUUUUAUUUUGUUUUCUUUUCUUUUUUUGGUAGUUGUAAUUUUGUCUUACCUUGAAUUUUCAUUUGUAUUAUUUUGCAUCCCCACUGUGCUUUCAUACUCUUUUGUUCAA